CGAUCAACGUUGCAGUUCAAAAGUGGAUGUAAAGACUUUAAAGGAAUUUUUUUCUGCCCUUGCUCGGUUAUUAUGAUGACGCAAGCAUGGUACCACAGGGACAUCAGCCGGGUUCAAGCAGAAGAGCUCCUGGCUCGGGCUGGAAAGGACGGCAGCUUCUUGUUACGGGACAGCGAGUCCGUGCCGGGUGCCUAUGCACUUUGUCUACUAUUCCAGCGUCAUGUGCAUACUUACCGCAUCCUUCCUGAUGCAGAUGGCUUGCUUGCUGUCCAGAGCACACAAGGAGUUCAGGUGAAUUGUUUCCGUACUCUUGCUGACUUGGUUUUAGGAUAUCAGCAUCCUCAUAAAGGCCUGGUGAUCCCUUUGCUUUAUCCAGUACUGCGAGAGACUGAACUCGUUGACGAGAGCUCUGAUGGAGAUGAUGAGAAACCAGGCUCAGCAUGGAACCCUGUGGCUUCAUCUCCUGCAGUUGUGGCACCACCUACAGCCCAACCUCUUCCUCAGCCACAACCUCAAACUCAAGCAUCUCAGUUCUUGUUACAAAGACUACAGGAGAUCACCACAAGCAGUGGUAUGGCAUCUGAGAUAGUGACCCUGCUGGGUGAGUACCUGCGUGACGAUGUGACUUUGGAUCUGGAGAGCUUAAACAAAGGAGGCUCAGGACUGCACUUUCUCCAGAGAGUCCUGUGCACUGCCUGCCAUAAACUUCACAGUGAGAUCGAUCAGACGAUGUCCAGUUUGGAGACUUUGGCUAAAGUUUUUGACCAUCCCAGUUGCCCCUUGAGUUGCCCAAAGAUCCAGAAUUCAGGAAGGAGUCCGGAUGACAACCUUGAAACUUUACUCCACAAGAUAACAGCCCUGUGCAACCUGCUCUCUUCACUGGAGAAAAGGGUCCUUACUGCUCUCCAAGAGGCCGUGACUCAUCAUAACCUUUACGUCCAGCCAGCACCUGCCCCUGAGCCUGCACCACAUGUAAAACCUAACGCCCAGUCUGUUCCUGUGCACACCUUUCAGGUGAAGGUGGGCAGGUAUGGCAGGCAGAUGGUGUCAGUGGAUGUGGAUAACGGUGUGAUGCUUUUUGAUCGAAAGACCGGUUCUUUUGGAGUUGAGACCAUCACACAUGACAGGGUCCUGCAGCUGGUGAAGAUUCAGAACAGUCAGACUAAACUAAAAAUGAUAUUGGACAGUCAUCACAACCCUCCACGAGAGCUACUGUUUGAGAGCUUCAAGAAAAGAGAGGCCUUCUGCCACCUCCUCCAGCUAAUGAAGACCACCUACUGCAAACAGAACGAACCUGAUGCCAUCUCUGUGUUUGUAGGCACAUGGAACAUGGGUGGCUCUCCGCCUCCCCACGCUUUGCAGUCCUGGGUUGCAUGCUGUGGUUUGGGACUGACUCCGGAUGAAUCAAUUGCUUCAUUGCCUCAUGAUAUCUAUGCAUUCGGCACGCAGGACAACCCUCAAGGAGAGCGGGAAUGGCUAGAGCAUAUCCGAGCAACACUUAAAAACGCCACCCACAUCGAAUUCAAACAGGUGGCACUGCAGUCUUUAUGGAACAUCAGACUGGCUGUGUUUGUGAAACCGGAGCAUGAGGGAAGGAUCGGCCAUGUUAAUACAGCAAGUGUGAAGACAGGCCUGGGAAACACACUUGGAAACAAAGGGGCGGUGGGAAUCUCCUUCCUCUUUAAUGGCACUUCAAUGGGCUUUGUGAACUGCCAUCUGACCUCUGGCAGCGAGAAAGCACUCCGGAGAAACCAGAACUUCCAAGACAUCCUCAGACUGUUGUCCCUGGGCGACCGGCAGCUUAGUGCCUUCGAUAUCAGCCUGCGCUUUACACAUCUUUUCUGGUGUGGUGACCUCAACUACCGCUUGGACCUUGAUGUUGAGGAUGUUUUAAAGCAUGUGUCAAAGCGGGAGUUUGAUGAGCUGAUGUGUGCAGACCAGCUGACCAGAGAGCGUCAUAGGAGAAAGGCUUUCUUUAACUUCAAGGAGGAGAAGAUCACAUUUCCACCCACCUACCGGUAUGAGCGCGGCUCCAGAGACUGCUACCAGUGGCAAAAAUACAAGACCAGUGGGGUGCGAGUAAACGGACCUUCAUGGUGUGACCGUGUCCUGUGGAAAUCCUAUUCCGAGACCUACAUCACCUGCACUUCUUAUGGUUGUACGGAUGACAUCUUUACCAGUGAUCACUCUCCUGUUUUUGCUACAUUUCAAGUUAGUGUCAGUGCUCAGUUCCCCAAACCAGAAUUUGAACCAAAUACAUCCACAGAACGGGCCUGUAUUGAACUAAGGACAGUUGAGGCUAUUGUGAGGACUGCCAGCAAGGCCAAGUUUUUCAUCGAAUUCCACUCCAGAUGUCUUGAAGAGUCACGCCGUUCAGCAGAGAAUGACUGCCAAAGCUGUGAGGUUCCAGGCUUUCUCAAACUGGGUUGGUCUGCCAUUCAGCUUCCCAAGCUUCAGCCUCUAGUUUCAGACAUGGAGUAUCUUCAGGAUCAGCACUUGCUUCUUUCUGUCAAGUCAUGUGACGGCUUUGAGUCAUAUGGUGAAUGCUGUGUGGCUCUGCACUCGGUAGUGACAAGUUCAUCAGAAUCAUUUGAAACAUGCCUGACUCACAGAGGUGAAGAGAUGGGUUCUAUCAGAGGUCAAGUCAAAGUUUACAUACCGCUAAACGCACGUCGGAAACGUCAAAGGACCUACGAAUUGAUCAGUAUUGAGAAGGAGGAGAAGGGGUUGGCUAAGGCACCCGGGUCUUACCAAACAUCACGUGCACCCAGCAAUCAAGUGGCGCUGCCCACCCGCACUGUGAUUCCUAAUAGCUACACUAACCCUGCCUACUUCAUUUUCGAAGGCAUUCCCAUUGUUCAGCAAGUAAAGGAAGACCCCUGUGUCAAGGAGCCCAACGUCGUAUGUUCCAAAGACUCUGUGAUCCAGCUUCCCAAAGUAACAGGUGGGCAAAGCCAUGACCGGAGAGCUGCCCGCAGGUCUGAUUUCACAGAAAUCGAUAUUCCUGGAUCUUUGCCACCUUACACACCACCUUGUGACCGUCCAACUCGUCUCACCCCUCAGCCCAUUUCCUCAUACCAGCUCUUCCCUGGGCCUGACCUAUCACACUCCUCUCCAAACAAUAAACUGAGUACUUCUAGUUCGUCCUUUCAGUCGCAAAUACAAAGACCGUACAUCACUCAGGACUUACCUGGCAAAAAACUCGGGAGCGCAUAUGUCGACAAUGCAGUCUUUGCACAGGAUCUGCCCAGCUUGAGUAAGGACUAUGGCAGGCUGCACCAGGAGCGGCCACUUCCAGCGCGCAACGGACCAAAACUUUACCCAUACCUAUCAACCAGAUUAACUGACUGCAAGUCAUCGGUUCCCUGGGUUGUGGAACAGGCACCCGUGGCAUCGGGAGAUAACUCGCUUACUGCUCUGCAGAUCGCAAAAUCGUUAAGUGAGGUGGACUUCUCGCCAGCGGACAAGAAGUACCCUUCAAGUCAAAGAUCGCUGCUACCCAGGCAUUAUGGGUAUGAUUAUGCAAUAGCCUCUGAGCCUGGAAACUGCUGGGAGAAAGAGGUGUCAGUACUGCAUGGAGCUCCAGAGACGGUACGAGAGCUGCUAAUGAGUUUAGGGCUGCAGCGGUACACUUUGGGUCUCAGUCUGAACGGCUGGAAUGAUCUGGAUUACUUCAGUGGCAUUACGGAGGAGGAUUUGCGUGCUUCUGGAGUAACAAACCCAUCUCACCGCAGAAGAAUCCUGGAUAAUUUGCACAAGAUCUGGGAAUAAAUCAAGACAUAUGUGCUUUAAACAGCCUGCAGUUGCAAUAUGAGGAAUAUGAGGAUGACAUCAUUAAAUCUUAGUUUACUAAUUUCUUUGAACUCAAAUCCCAUCAGUAAGAAUGUUUAUUUGCAUCAUAGGUCAUCUUGACUUUAACUGUCAACCAGGAUGCCAUUCCAUUUGUGGAUGCCAGGAUGCCAUUUUUGCUAUGUUGGUCCUAUUAUUCACCUUUUUAAAAACAUAUACAUAUACAUAAAUCGGCUGUUCCCAGAUGUAAUCGUUGCCUCUCUUUGUUUGCACUUCUUCUUGUUUUCACAUUCGUGUUAAUAAGACAGUAUGAAUGUAGUUGAAUCUAAUUCCACUGCAUUAGAAUUGUGAGCGUCUACUCACAACGCAAUGAUAUCUGACUGAUUCAUUAUUUUCAAACACAACAGGAAAGCGAAUAAUAUAAUAUUGCAGUAACUGCAUUUCAUUUUGUACAUAAUUUCCAACAGGAGGGUGUAUCUGAAAUCUGAUGUGUCAUACGGAAUUCAAGAUCAGAUUGUAAAGUGUCAUCCUGUUUGCUUUGUCUUUAUAUAAAACUAUAAAACUA
Trichomycterus rosablanca is the source of this 4354-nucleotide messenger RNA. It is a transcript of the gene inppl1b, whose product is annotated as inositol polyphosphate phosphatase-like 1b. Gene Ontology annotation, cellular component: cytosol. Gene Ontology annotation, biological process: negative regulation of insulin-like growth factor receptor signaling pathway; phosphatidylinositol dephosphorylation; regulation of immune response. Bases 73 to 3771 code for a protein of 1232 amino acids. NCBI's taxonomy places the organism in Eukaryota, Metazoa, Chordata, Actinopteri, Siluriformes, Trichomycteridae. The transcript has 27 exons. Gene Ontology annotation, molecular function: protein binding; inositol-polyphosphate 5-phosphatase activity. The record is from RefSeq and is a predicted model, not a curated record.